Molecule: messenger RNA, 270 nt
Organism: Rhinocladiella mackenziei CBS 650.93
Lineage: Eukaryota; Fungi; Ascomycota; Eurotiomycetes; Chaetothyriales; Herpotrichiellaceae
Exons: 1
Coding region: 1-270 (89 amino acids)
Source: RefSeq, a predicted model, not a curated record
AUGUUAACAACUCCCGCCGAUAACAAGGAUGCAGUCAUCUCUGGAGAGGAGCUCGCAGACGAUGUGCCUCGUGGCCCAGUGACCGCAGACGUCCUCCCCCUACCCCCCAAUCGAUACCCGCCAGAGUCCACGGAUGCCCUUCCUCUCUCGCCUAGUCGAUACCCUUUCUUUCGGACCACGCUUUUCCAGAUCCUGGUCGUGGGUCUAUGCGCCUUCUGUGCUCCGGGGAUCUGGAGCGCCAUGAACGGCCUCGGCGUCGGUGGCUCGUAA